AUGGGGCUUCGUGGAGGACGUUGGGGAUUCGUGGAUGUAGAAGAGGAAGAAGAACACAAAGCGAAGGAAAUUUUUGUGGGAAUGGGCGAAAUGGGAAAGGAGGCCAAUCAACCCCUUCUGUCUUCGAGGGAAUGGAGCCAAACGACGACAUUGCACAUUUACAUUUCUAUUUUCCCUUCUGUCUUCGAGCAAGUAGCAAACAACGACAUUCCAAUAAGCAUGUCGGACACGAUGCCACAAGGGUGCCGCUGCCCAAUUGCAAACACUGGUAACCUUGGCUCAAAACCUGCUGCUUUUCCAAUGGAGUCAAAUCUCAAACUUACUGUUGAUGACCCAGAGCUUUAUGAAGAUCCAUCAGAGUAUAGGAGGCUGGUUGGUAGAUUGUUAUACUUGACAAUUACCAAACCAGAUCUUGCCUAUUCUAUCCAAGUGUUGAGUCAAUUUCUAGCAAAACCAGUUGUCAGUCAUCACAAAGCAGCAAUGAGGGUCCUCAGAUAUCUGAAAGCUACACCAGGGCAGGGUUUAUUUUUCUCAUCAUCAUCAGAACUUCAACUCAAAGCCUUCUCAGACAGUGACUGGGCAGGCUGCCUCGACACCAGGUGA
Juglans microcarpa x Juglans regia is the source of this 603-nucleotide messenger RNA. RefSeq lists its product as uncharacterized. Bases 1 to 603 code for a protein of 200 amino acids. The record is from RefSeq and is a predicted model, not a curated record. The transcript has 2 exons. Lineage: Eukaryota; Viridiplantae; Streptophyta; Magnoliopsida; Fagales; Juglandaceae.